Diorhabda carinulata is the source of this 2114-nucleotide messenger RNA. RefSeq lists its product as uncharacterized. The transcript is spliced from 7 exons. Bases 473 to 1399 code for a protein of 308 amino acids. The record is from RefSeq and is a predicted model, not a curated record. NCBI's taxonomy places the organism in Eukaryota, Metazoa, Arthropoda, Insecta, Coleoptera, Chrysomelidae.
CUCUAAUAACGUCCGGGAUAUUAUUAAAUAACGAAUGAUGGCAGAGCGAAAUGGGGCCUGCGCUGGUAUUAAACUAGAGGAGAUCGGCAAAGUAAAAUUUUCUUGUUUUCAGUCGUUGUUGUGGAACGGUUUCGAAGCGAUUCCAGCGGCGUUUGUUGCUCUGGCACGCCCACAUUUCGUAGUUUCGCCGGGACGUCAAAACAAAACAAAAAAGCAAAUACGGGGGUGCAAAGAAAACAGAACAAAUUAUAUCGACGAACUCGUCUCAAUUCGAACAACAGUUCUUUGGAAAAAGGAAACAAAAGUAAAAUAAACGGGGAGCAGUCCCCCAGACACGGAUAUUCAGUACUUACGACGAGAGACACUUUCCGUUGUUAAAUAAAGUGAUGCAUAAUUCAGUAAUGACGACAUCCAACACAUUUUCUUAUAACGGCUCAGAAAUAAUCAACUGAGUUUAUUGGAGGCCGUACGGAUGAGCGCAGGACCGUAUUCGCCGUUAAAUUCGGCGUUAUUCAGAACGUUGGCCGUACUAGGGAGGAUUUUGGUCGUUCUAAAUGGAGGACUCGCAGCCGGCGGGGGUCUUCGUCUAACCUACAUGGAAGCACCCGACGUGGUUGAUCCGAGAGAUCAAUUUCAAUUAGAUUGCCAUUUUGACAUGGGAAAUGAAGAGUUGUACGCUGUCAAAUGGUACAAAGACGAUCAAGAAUUCUUCAGAUAUAUGCCUCAACAAAAUCCCCCCACUUUGACGUUUCCCGUUGCUGGGGUGACUGUCAUUCCCAACACUAGUGAAUGUGAUAUUACCAGGUGUAAGGUUAAUUUGCACAACCUGUCUAGUCGAUACAGUGGCGGGGCUUACAGAUGCGAAAUUUCCAGUGAAGCCCCGGCUUUUCGUCUAGCUGCGGAAACACGAAAUAUUACAGUCGCUGCUUUACCAAAGGAAAAACCGAAAAUAACUGGUUUAGCUAGCUCCUACGCGGACGGUGAUGUUCUAACAGCGGAAUGUACUUCAGACUUUGCGUAUCCUAUUCCCGUGUUGAGAUGGUUCGUCAACGGAGAACCGGCCGUUCCAGUUUCUAGACCUACAAUUAUAGAAAGAGAAUCCGAUUUUCUCGUAGCACAAUCAAUUAUUCUACGCUUGUUAAUCAGUGGAAAUUUGUCAAGAGGUGACAGCAUUCAAAUAGGAUGCGAAGCUUCGAUGCCAAAUGUCAAUUUUGUCCCGCAACUUUCUACCGUAAUUAUACCCUUCAAAACAGCUAACGGAGAAGGAGUAGCUAACAAUGAAAAGUUGCAACUGUGGUACAGUGCAUUUAGCAGCACCCCAUCACCGAAUUAUUCAUCAUAUCAUAUAAUAUUGUCAAUUUUCCUAUACAUAGUUAUAAGAUAUAUUGCAAAUUAUUGAAAAAAUAAAAGGUAUUCAUUCAGGUAGCACGUUAUACGAACAGUAAAUGUUAUGAAAUAAGAUUUCGUGUUUGGGUUUUGAUGUAUGUAUUCCGAAAUAUAUAUCAGGAACCUAGCCAGUGGUGAUAACGUCAUGAUUCCGACGCCAUAUUGUAUAUACAACUCAUCAAUAUCAACUAAAUAGAUGAAUCAAACUACGUUCCAAAAAUUAUUGUGAUAACUCCAACAUAUUCAUUGUGUUGGUAUAGUUUAAAUUUUACAUUUAUAAUAAAAAAGGAACCCAAUAAAAUAUAUAUUGUGAUGUAAAAAACUUAAGCGUUAUUUUCAAUAUGGAGUCGAUAUAUGAUGUCAACGUCAACGCGAUGGCCGCCAUAUUCCCAAACAAUUCAACAGUAUGGCAUCAUUCCACAGCACGGGAAAAUUUUCCUUUUAAUUUGUAUUUUAUAAAUGUGAUAAAUAUAUUGAGAUUCGAACGUGCUAUCUAGAAUGAGAUGAAAUAUUUAAGUCUUCUUACGUGAUAAAAGUAACAAAAUUUUAUCAAAUAUCUAAUAUAUUCCUGUAUUUGAGAAAAAAAGUUCCUUGUAAAACCGGAAAUAGCAUAUUAUAUAGUAUCUAUAUAUGCAUGCAUAUUCGUUCAUUACACACGUCAAAUUUAUUGUCUUCAAUCACUGUUUCAACUUUUUGUUUUAUGUGUAAUAAAAUUUUUGGAAUCAAAA